Messenger RNA from Melitaea cinxia (Glanville fritillary), 730 nucleotides. RefSeq names its product protein PELPK1-like. Lineage: Eukaryota; Metazoa; Arthropoda; Insecta; Lepidoptera; Nymphalidae. The record is from RefSeq and is a predicted model, not a curated record. The coding region runs from base 1 to 624 and encodes 207 amino acids. The transcript is spliced from 2 exons.
AUGGAAGUACAAGUUUCAGGCGGUCUGAAUCUUGGUCUUAUUUCUGGCGAUCUCAAAAAAUCUUCAAGUCCGUUCAUUAUAAGGAAAACAUCUCACCACUCUCCAAUUACUAUUAACAUAAAACGAGAAACAUUUAAACCACAAAAAUUUCUACCUCCAAAGCUACCACCUAUAUUAUCCUUAAAAACUCUUCCUAUAAAAACGAAAAUAAAAAAGGCCCUGAAAUGUCCAGUAAAACCGCUAAAAUUAUUAAAAGUACCCACGAUUUCUAAAUUACCAAAAUUACCGAAAUUACCCAAAUUGCCUCUUUUGCCUUUAAUUCCUCCAUUAUUAUUACCAAAAAUCCCCAAAUUACCAUUAUUACCCUUACCCCUAUUACCAUUGAUACCUCCAAUUCCCCCGCCAAUAAUGCCUUUGAGAAAAUUAAUAAAGCCUAUUAGUGUUCCAAUACUGGGAAAAACUAAGUUACAAAAAGCCUUAAGUUCGGAAUUAAAGCCCUUAAAAGUGCUAUCGCCCAAAACAAAGGCAAAGAAAAGGAUAUUGGAGAAUCUUAGAAAACUAAAGAAAGACGGAUCUUUGACUACAUCACAAUUCAUACGAUUUAAGAAGAAAUUUGACUUAUAAAAUUAAGAAAUAUUUAUUUAAGUAUAAACUAAACAAAAUAUUGCUUAUAAAUUAUUUAUUUUAAUGAAUGAAUGUUGUUAAAGUCAAUGGAAAUACUGUGGAAUAU